AUGUCACGAGGCGAGCUGUCAGAGCAGGCAUCUGCCCACGAAUAUCCCGCUGGUCACCUUCACCAUCUAUCGGCCAGCCAGAUAAAAGCACUAGAAGAUUUCAAGGCCAUCUGCGAAGAAGAAGGAUGCUACAAGCCUGGAAACAAGAGCGAGCAGCCAAGUCACGAUGAUGAGACGCUGCUACGGUUCUCGAGAGCUCGCAGAUUUGUGCCUGGCGAUGCACUGGCCCAAUUCCAGGCUACGGAAGAUUGGCGAAAGGAGCAGGAUAUUGAGAAUUGGUACAACACGAUCGACAUCGACGAGUACGAGGCGACUAGAGUACUGUACACACACUGGACCGGGCGACGUGACAAAAUGGGCAUCCCGCUGUACGUCUUCAAUAUUGGAGGCCUCGAUUCGAAGAAGCUAUCAGAGACGGAAACAUUUACAAAGUCUGAAGCACACGGAGGUCUCUCGCCCAAGCUUCGUCGGCUUUUCGCGACCUACGAGCAUCUUACCAACUUCGUAUUUCCCUUGUGCUCAUCAGUGCCUUCGAGGAAGCACCCCGAAACGCCCAUCUCUCAGACUUGCAACAUUGUCGACAUCUCCGGGGUGAGCAUCCGCCAGUUCUGGAGUCUGAAGAAGCACCUGCAAGAUGCGGGUGCUCUAGCAACUGCUCACUACCCGGAAACGCUAGGCAAAACAUUCAUCGUCGGCGCACCGUCAUUCUUUCCGACAGUCUGGAACUGGAUCAAACAAUGGUUCGAUCCAAUCACAGUCUCGACGAUUUUCAUUCUGUCAGAAGCCCAAGUCAAACCGACUCUGGAGAAAUUCGUUGAUUCCUCCGAGAUUCCCAAACGCUACGGUGGUACGCUUGAUUGGGAGUUUGGGGAUCUGCCUUUGAUCGACUCGGAGCUUUUGGGGUUGAUGAAUAUGGAGGACGGGAUACCGACCAUCUUGCCUGGCCCUAUCAGAUGGAGAAAGAGUGCGGAUGGCACAAGGGUGGAGGCACAUGCUCUUGGCUCUUCCUCAGGCCAACAGAGGGACGAAGUCAUUGCGCAUAUGCCCAGCGAGGUCUUUUCCAAGAGUCUUUUCGUCCUCGAGUAA
This is a messenger RNA of Zasmidium cellare ATCC 36951, 1086 nucleotides long. RefSeq lists its product as uncharacterized. The coding region runs from base 1 to 1086 and encodes 361 amino acids. NCBI's taxonomy places the organism in Eukaryota, Fungi, Ascomycota, Dothideomycetes, Mycosphaerellales, Mycosphaerellaceae. The transcript is spliced from 2 exons. The record is from RefSeq and is a predicted model, not a curated record.